GAGGCGGGAGCUUUCGUAGUCCAUCGGGAGGAAGGCCUGGGAAAAGUCCUUGGGCCGGCGGCAGAUCCAGAUUGGGGCGAUGUGUCCGUAGAGUUCCAAGAUAAGGUGGAGGACGUAUUUGCUGCGGAAAUUUCUUUGCACAGACGUCCACUCAUGACCCUCGCGCAGAAAAAGAAUUUCCUGGCGCGCGCAAAACGCCUCGGAAAGCUGCUCUGUCAGAACAUGUGCUCCUGUGGGUGUGAGGAAGUCUGUGCGAAACCUGUGUGCGUUUGCGGAGGGCGCGGAACUCCAUAUCACGAUGACGGCCGCUACUGCUGUGCCUGUGCCGAAGAGCUUGGUCUGGACUUGGGCAAGUUUGCGAAUUCUGAUGAACAUUUGCAUGCAGGACAUGAUCAUUGCGGAUGCAGCCAUACACAGAAUGAUUCUGAUUCAGAAUUUGAGCUCUGA
Molecule: messenger RNA, 447 nt
Organism: Symbiodinium pilosum
Lineage: Eukaryota; Dinophyceae; Suessiales; Symbiodiniaceae
Source: the annotation of a GenBank genome assembly